Molecule: messenger RNA, 5206 nt
Organism: Cornus florida
Lineage: Eukaryota; Viridiplantae; Streptophyta; Magnoliopsida; Cornales; Cornaceae
Exons: 3
Coding region: 1941-4904 (987 amino acids)
Biological process (GO): mitotic G2 DNA damage checkpoint signaling; regulation of DNA-templated DNA replication initiation; DNA replication
Cellular component (GO): nucleus
Molecular function (GO): chromatin binding
Source: RefSeq, a predicted model, not a curated record
UAAUUUAAAUAUCUAUAAUUAAGGGAAGAUUACUAAAUUAACGCAUUAUUGAGAUAGGCUUUGCAGAUUACGAUAAGGAUUACAGAUUGAGAUAGGCUUUACAGAUUACGAUAAGGAUUAAAGAUUGUGAUAAGGAUUAAAGAUUACGAUGAGGAUUAAGUCUAUAGAUUACAAUAAGGUAAUUCUACUUGACAUUUUAACCUAAGCCCUAUAAAAAAGGAGGGGGAAUCAACGUUUGGAGGUACGCAAUAAACCCUAACUCAAUUUCUCGAUUUCUCCAGGGAGAUUAUCAUUCACACUGACUUGUUCGUCGGAACCUACUCCACCGGUAACACACCGGUGUUCGUAGGAUCACUUUUUUUUUUCUUUAUUCCGUAAGUCAGAUCAGAUCCAGGUUGCGCAGAAUGCACCAUCAACAAUGUGUGUAUUUGAAACAUGGUUGGAUGAUUUUCCUUUUUUAAACUAUUAGAUCAAUUUUGUAUGAGCUUGCAAUAAAUUUUUGUGAAUGGAUCAUGGAAUUUUUUCGUUAUGCUUAUUUUUACUUGAUUUAAAAAAAAAAAUAAAUAAAAAAUGAUGAAAUACAUUGAAAAAUAGAAUCCAAUAGCUAUCACAAUCAUAACAGCCACUAUUGACUGUGACUACUCGAUCUUCGAAAUCGGGUAGGUACUACGAGGGUUGAGAAGAAAUAUUUGUGCAGUCACAAUUGUACGUUAAUAUUGUCACUAAAUUACACUAUUCUUGUUUUUAUCUUAUAUUUGAAAGAUAAAAAAAAAAAAAAAAAAAAAAAAAGAUGAUAACAUCAACAAUUAUUUAAAAAUAUAUUAUUUACAAGCCCUCAGUACUUAUUAUACUCCAACAGAUAUUCAAAAACCCUACCAAUUUUUAUUUUAAUUUUUCUUAAAAACAACUUAUGAAAAUGUUAUACAACUCACUAGAACCGAAUAAUUGUAUGCAAUUUUAUUUAUUUAUUUUUUGUUGGUCUAUUUAACAGCAAUGAUUUGCAGAACACUCUUGCACAACAGCAAUCAUUGACUACUAAUUCCCAAUCAUUGAAAUGUAACUCUCUAAUUAAACAAGCAAUCAAUCAACUUUUUAAAAAACAAUAUCAAAGCAAUUACAGAUAAUGUGAUAAAUUCAAACUAUUUCAUGAAUAGACAACAAAAUCAUAGAAACCUUAUUAAAUAAAACCAUAAGAAGUGUAUACAAUAUAUAAAAUUUUGUUAUUAAAUUAUAUCAAAUACAAACACAUAAUUUAUAUUCACAAUGUAAUUAAUUAUUAUUAUUAUUAUUAUUUUUGAUAAUAAUUCAUCAAAUGUUCUUGCGCUCUAAUUUGAUCCUUCUUCACUUUCUCUUUCAAUCAUGGAGGUGCACCACCUCCACAUAUUUCAACGGAGUUAAUACAUAUAUAUAUAUAUAAUUAAACACACAUUCUUAGAAAAUGAAUAAAAAGGACAUGUAUAUUUUAGAAUUCAGGUAUAUCAAAAAUUAAAAACAAAAAUAUAUUACUCCGUAUUACUCUGAACUGGCUUAACGAGUUGAGACAGCAACACGAAAAUAACACGACGUCGUACUAGUUUCAGACAUGGUUGCCACGUGAUCGUCUCAGUCACGUGACCAGAACGCACAAGCCGCGCACUUCAGUCUAUUAACCUGAAACAAUUCUUGCCGCCAUUUCUGCUUUCCCGCCAAACAACACUACGAUCCAAAUUCCAAUUUUGAAACAAACAGAUCUCCCUCUCUCCGAAGUUCCGAAGUGCACGCUAGCAUAUUCAAUCUGCAACCAGACUUUCCUUUCCUCCGAUCACCACCAGUAUUCAAUCCUCUCUCUCUCUCUCCGGCGCACGUUAACAUUUUCACACCGCAACAGCACUUUCCUUUCCUUCGAUCACUACCAGUAUUCAAUCCUCAAAACUUCAAAUCUCUCUCUCACACACACGCAUAUGGCAGAGCCUAUUGACUUCUCAAAAACACAGCGCAUAGUCCUCCUUAUAGACCUCAACCCACUCCUCCACCUCCAAAACCCUAGCCCAUACAUCACCUCCAUCCUCACCGCUUCACGCAUCCUACUCACAUUCUCUUCUCUCUCCACCUCUCUCUUCGCCUUUAAGCUCUUCUUCUCUUCUCUCUCUCCUCUCCGCUCCUCCUCCGCCCUCCAUCGCCUUAUCCCCAAACCCUCGGCUUUGUCUCUCUCCUUCAACGACCCUCCCGAAACCCUAAUUUCUCUAACCGCAACCCUCAAUUCUCUCUCCAUCUCCACAAUUUCUCCCGAAUUGGCAAGUUUAACGCCCCGUGCUUCGCAUACGGCCAGCUUGUUGGUUCAGCUCGUGCACGAUUAUGCUUGGGAGUCCCAAAAUGAAAACCCAUCAGGUACAUUGAAUAACUUUCCGAUUGUUCGAUCGAAUUUGAUUAUUUUGCUUUCUCCAAUACCUAGCUCUUUUCAAUGUUUAUCUGAAUUUAUGAAUUUGGAUAUAAACGAUGAAGCCUUGAGGCAAAUAGAUGCAUUUUCGAAGAGAUUUGACUAUGUUUUUGCUGCUGUGAAUGAUGCUUAUGUUGAUAGAGAUAUUCAUUUUAGCUGGAUAGAUAUUAAGGAUGAAUUUGAUUGCAAAGAAGAUAAGAAUGAGGUAGAUGAGCCUAUAUUGCAAUUAGGGUUAUUUGAGAAUGGGAUUAGGAGGUUGGGUUGGGGCUUUUGUUCUACGGACUCGAUUGUUUUGGGUUCGGCUCUGAUUCCUUUUGGAUUGAUUUAUCCGAGGAUUGGGAUUUCUUUUAAUUUUCUGAAUUCUAGUAAUCUUCAUAAGAGGGUUCGUGCACAAUUGGGUCUUGAGAUCUCUGAUGUUAGUGGGAAGCCUUUGGAAUGCAAGUGCUGUGAUCUUGAAUUGCUGAAUAUCAGCAAGUCAUCUGGGAUUAGAUAUGAUGAUAUUAUGCAUUCCUUGGAACUUAGAAAUUCUGAAAGUGAAGGGUUUGAUCAAUUUGAAAGAUGCUGGGGUCAUUUUAGUGAUGGAAUUAUUAAGCUGCAUGUGAUGGGAGUGAAGAGGUAUGGUGAGGGUGACAAAACCAAAUUGUGCUCACACAAUCACAUACUAGUGCGAGGAAUGUUGGGAGAAACUGGGAAAAGCAAAAAGAAAUGCUCCAGCGGUUUUUUUGCAGAUAUGGUUCUUGAAUUACUAUCUAGGGAAACAGGGGAGUUUAUUCUGAGGGAAACCCCUAUCUGGCAAAUUCUGCUGAGUUUUCUACACCGGGAAGGUUUAUUGGCUCUGGUUUCCUUUUCGAAUGGCAAUGGAGAUUCCUGUAUGGGUAUUCUAAAGCCUUUCACAGAAUGUUUGGCUCUCCUCUCUAUUAUAGAGAAUCAAAAUGUGCAUAGUUCUGUUGGUUUGAACUUUGCAAAGAUAGGUGAUGAGAUUUGCAAAUCUCAUGCUGAUAUGAACAACUUAGUUGAAACAGUUGAUUCUCAACUUGGGGCUUCGUCAUCCCGAAAUAAUAUGUCACUGGGGGAUGGGAAAAGGAAAAAGAAUGAGAAGCAUUUACAACAGGACCUCACAUGGAGCUCCUUCCAUAAGGCAGCAUUUGAAUGCUCUGAGUUGGAAUUGGAGAAGGUUUACUUUGCCAUAAAAUCUAAUAACUCAAAGAAAUUGAAGUUUUUGAAAUGCUGGAUGAAACAGGUCAAGAAAUCUAGCUAUUGUUGCCUAACCAUACCAGAUGGAUCCAAGUCACAUCAGCAUGUUACAAAGGAAAUAGAUCAAAGACUAGCCGGGACAAACCAAGAAAGUGAAAGACCUGUGACUUCAACUAGAUCAUGUAGAACACAGCAGAGUACAGCUUUUCUUUCUCGCUCAGAAACUUCAGAGGCCUUCUUCAGUGAUCUUCCUAAGAAAAUCCAACAAGGCCUGGAGUCUGAAGGAGUGGACUUGCAAAUUUUGGCAGAGCGUCUUGUGAACUUAACCAUUUAUUGGUUAUAUCAAAAGCAUGAAACGGAUAACAGUGUGGAGAGUCAAACCCCAGUGAUAAAAUCGGAUGACACUUGUGGUGGGCUAGUUGCUGCUGAACUAAUAAAACUUGUACUAAGGGACCCGAGGGAAUUGAAGGAGUCACGCAUGGAUAAUGAUCCUUCCUUUCAACCGUAUGACACAAGAUCUACCAGUCUUGCUUCAGACAAUAUAGUUAGAGAAUAUGAACUGCAGAUUUUGCUACGGAUGGAGAUACUAAGAUCAGAGGUUGCACAGAGUAUUGAAGAGUCUGUAAAAAAGAAGCUUUUGAAGCAAAUUUGCUCACUUUUAGAAAUCAUUCAAUAUCUUCUGGAAGGAGGCUGUCAUGGUCAUGUGAGCCUCUAUGAUUAUGUGGAAAGGGCCAUAACAAGCAGGUACUGCCAUACUCUUGAAGAUGUGAUAGUAAGAAUCCAAGCCCAAAUGGAUUUUUUACCUUUUGGCGAUGAGAAUGACUCCCCGAAUCUCCUACUCAACAGUGAGGACAGUAACCAAUCUUGGAGACAUAAAUCAGAGAGAGAGGAGAUGGGCGAAACUAACAAAAUUCAUGAAUCAAUCUCAGUGGAAGACGAGUCUUCCCAACCAACAGAAAACAACGAAGAGAGUCCUCAACGGAUCAAGAGAGAGGAGCAUGCUCGCAAGUUAAUUGAGGCUAAGGAGAGAAGAGAGAGGGCUCGGAGAUUUGGAUCUUUCACCAGUUGGGUGCCAGAUUUGCAGAGGGUUUGGGCUCCGAAGCAGCAGCCUAGAGCAAUGGGAACAAAGUCCGAGUCUCUUCGGAAGCAAUGCAAAAGGAGAGAGCGAAGAAGAGCAAGUUAUGAUGUCGUAUGUGAGACCCCACUGACCGGUAGAAAACGUUCAUGUCCUCAAGGAAGCAGCAUUGGUGACCCUAGUUCCGUUUCUAAAGCUUUGUUUCAAGAUAACAUGUGAUACAAGGUCCAGCAACAUAGGUUAACUUCUCCUUUAAGAAGGGGCUUGCAUACACCUUUAAUUUCGCCAAUUUAGAAUCUCAUAUGUAAUAAGAAAAAGCUUCAUGCGUGUGCAGUGUAACAUUGCAAGCUAACACAAAAAUUCAACCAAGUGACUGAAGUGAUGUUAACCAUAUUUUUUGUUUUAGUUGUAUUUAAUAAGAUAUGUUAACCAUAAUGUUUGUACUCUGUUUCUGUCCUUUUUUAUAUGAUAUUAUUGUAAAAUGUUAUAUAUUUUAUUUUAACAUCGAAGUGUUGUAUCAC